Messenger RNA from Stegostoma tigrinum, 2857 nucleotides. It is a transcript of the gene psmc5, whose product is annotated as proteasome 26S subunit, ATPase 5. The transcript is spliced from 20 exons. Bases 170 to 2749 code for a protein of 859 amino acids. Lineage: Eukaryota; Metazoa; Chordata; Chondrichthyes; Orectolobiformes; Stegostomatidae. Gene Ontology annotation, molecular function: proteasome-activating activity; ATP binding; ATP hydrolysis activity. Gene Ontology annotation, cellular component: proteasome regulatory particle, base subcomplex. The record is from RefSeq and is a predicted model, not a curated record. Gene Ontology annotation, biological process: proteasome-mediated ubiquitin-dependent protein catabolic process.
GAAAGUUUGAGUGAGUGUUGAUGUACUGUGUGAGAACAGAGAGGGAGCCGCGAGCGGAGUGGAUCCUGUCUCUAGGAGCUGGUGGGCUAGGAGCAGCUGGAGGGGGUCGCUGAACAGCCGCUGCUGCCGCCAUUUAUUGUCUUCGAAUUCCAAGUCCCUUCGAUCGGCGAUGUCCUCCCAGAUGACGCCGCGGGUGCGGCCCAGCGGCUCCCCGACCUCCAGCCGCCCUCAGCCGCUCCGAGCCACCGUCCCCUUUCAGCUGCGAGCCGCCGCCGGCAGCACUCCCCCCGGCGGCGCCCGGCUGGCCCCCGGCUCCUCGCCGUCCUCCUCAUCCACCUCAGUUCCGUCCCCGGCUCCGUCCGUCUCUCCGCCGGGAAGCCGCAGCGCCUUCCACAGCGUCACCACCUCGACCAGCAGCGGCCCAGGGCCGGGGGAGCAAGAGGCGGCCUGGAGGGCGGCCCCGUCUGGGGAGAGGAAAGGCAGUCACUCGGCCUCCUGCUGCACAUCUCCCGUCAGCAAAGGGCAACCAGAGCCAGACACUGUAUUCCAGAAGAAGCCUCCUCAGUGUCUUGCACAACCUCAGUAUGAUGUCCCGACACCUAUAUUGAAAGGUCCGAGCAACAAAGCAGUUGAGAAGCCCAAGUCUCGUCAGACAAAAUCUUGCAUACGACGCACCUCCUCCCUCGAUACAAUCAUCGGACCUUACUUGAUAGGACAGUGGCCACGUGAUAGUGAUGUACACUCUGCAUCGUGGGAGAAUGAGAAAGCUACACAGACUCCUAGCACCUGGCAUGAGAUAGGUCUGAAGAGGAAAAACUCUCAUAAGCGUUCUGCAUCAUGGGGCAGUGCAGAUCAGCUGAAAGAGAUUGCAAAGCUCAGACAGCAACUUCAACGCACUAAACUAAGCAAAAAGCAUGGCAAGGAGAAAGAGCGACAGUCACCUCUGCAUGGAGAUCAUGCUGCUCUGGGUGUGGUACAGCAGGGACCUUCCAAGUUUGUACCCAUUCUGCCAGCAAAUCUUGCCAUCACAAAGUUAAUUCCGCGACUUAGGAACAGUUUGGAGGCAAUAAAUCAAGAAAUUGAAGGAAUGUUUAUUAAAGAACCUGGGGAUAAAGAGUUACUGAAGAUAAUGGAAGCACCUGAUGGGCACAGGGCACCCUUCCCUUCACAACGACAUAGCAGCAGUUCUCAGAGUGAACCUUCACCUAUUCCUCUUGAACAGACCAGUGGCUAUAGCAGUCCUUCUCCGUAUCCUUCCCCGUCCACUUCUCCUUUGUAUCCAAACGGAAGCCAGGAAGAGGGGCCGUGUUUUAUUGAAGAUGUAUCAUUUUUUGUUCGGGAUAAAGAUAGUGGCACAAGCUCCCCUCUACUGAAGUAUGCUUCUUCUCCCAAACCUAACCACAGUUACAUGUUCAAGCGGGAGCCUCCAGAAGGCUGUGAACGAGUGACUGCAUUUGAAGAAACACCGUAUUGUUUCGCUGGCUUGACGGAUCUGCAAGUACGCACAAAAUUGUUAUAUGAACAGGAAGAAUCAAUUUCAAGCAUCAUGAGGAUGGACAUGGAAGAAGGAAAGGGAGGGACAGGCCUCCGCCAGUAUUAUCUGUCAAAGAUUGAAGAACUCCAGCUUAUUGUUAAUGAUAAGAGUCAGAACCUCCGGCGUCUGCAGGCUCAAAGAAAUGAACUCAAUGCCAAAGUACGCAUGCUACGGGAAGAACUACAGCUGUUACAGGAGCAGGGAUCUUAUGUAGGAGAGGUGGUGAGAGCAAUGGACAAGAAGAAGGUGCUUGUCAAGGUUCAUCCAGAGGGAAAAUUUGUUGUGGAUGUUGACAAGAACAUUGACAUUAAUGAUGUGACUCCUAACUGCCGUGUAGCUUUGAGAAAUGAUAGCUACACGCUACACAAAAUCUUGCCCAACAAAGUGGACCCUCUGGUAUCUCUAAUGAUGGUUGAGAAAGUUCCAGAUUCUACCUAUGAAAUGAUUGGUGGCUUGGACAAACAGAUCAAAGAGAUUAAGGAGGUUAUUGAACUGCCUGUGAAGCAUCCUGAGCUGUUUGAAGCUCUUGGCAUUGCGCAGCCAAAGGGUGUGCUGCUGUAUGGACCUCCAGGCACAGGGAAAACACUGUUAGCAAGAGCCGUGGCCCAUCACACUGACUGCACUUUCAUCCGUGUAUCUGGCUCUGAACUUGUACAGAAAUUCAUUGGCGAGGGUGCUCGUAUGGUGCGUGAACUAUUUGUAAUGGCUAGAGAGCAUGCUCCGUCUAUUAUUUUUAUGGAUGAAAUUGAUUCUAUUGGUUCCUCACGAUUGGAGGGUGGCUCAGGUGGUGACAGUGAAGUGCAGCGCACGAUGUUGGAACUUCUAAAUCAGCUAGAUGGAUUUGAGGCCACUAAGAAUAUCAAGGUAAUUAUGGCAACUAACAGAAUUGACAUUCUUGAUCCUGCUUUGCUGCGGCCAGGACGAAUUGAUCGGAAAAUUGAAUUUCCUCCUCCAAACGAAGAGGCUCGUCUUGACAUUCUAAAGAUUCAUUCUCGCAAGAUGAACUUAACACGUGGUAUCAAUCUGCGCAAGAUUGCUGAGUUGAUGCCAGGGGCAUCAGGUGCAGAGGUUAAGGGCGUAUGCACAGAAGCUGGCAUGUAUGCCUUAAGAGAAAGAAGAGUUCAUGUCACACAAGAAGACUUUGAAAUGGCAGUGGCAAAGGUUAUGCAAAAGGACAGUGAAAAGAACAUGUCUAUCAAGAAGCUUUGGAAAUAAGUGCAUGUAAUAAGAUUGUUGUUACCAUGGUGAUGGGAGAUUGUAAUGGUUUGAAAGUAUCUAAUCAUCAUUAACUUUCCUGUCUUUAAUAAAUAUUCAUAAAACUUA